Molecule: messenger RNA, 882 nt
Organism: Styela clava
Lineage: Eukaryota; Metazoa; Chordata; Ascidiacea; Stolidobranchia; Styelidae
Product: cystein proteinase inhibitor protein salarin-like
Source: RefSeq, a predicted model, not a curated record
AACUAUUUCUAUGUCUAGUUACACUAUAUUGAUAAUUUUCUGAGUCUUAGAAGUCGUUCCGUUGCUAUCAUGUCAAACAAGCCUAAAGUGGAGGGAUGGGAAAAAAACUGGCAAGCAUGGAAAGUGAAGUUUGACAAAAAGUAUGAUAGCGCCGAAGAAGAGGAGAGACGGCAUAACAUUUGGUUGCAGAACAAGGCGAAGAUUGAAGAACAUACCAAAUUAGCAGAUGCCGGGGAAUCUACAUAUUAUCAGGGUGUUAACCAAUUUGCUGACAGGGCCGAAGAUGAACCUGUAUGCGGCUGUCAGCAUGGUGGACUUAAAUAACCUUGAACGAGGAUCCAGGUCAACUCAAAUAAAUUUCUAAUCGACAGUCUUCCUAUUUUUUUUAACGCUACGAAUAUAAUCGCCCAACUACAAAAAAAGUUUCAUACAACCAGGCCCGUUAAAUAGAAAACUGACUUUUUUAUGAGUGAAUUGGAGUUCGGACCCCCCCCCCCCCCCCGCCUUUUUGAAAUGCUAAAAAGGCAUUUUUAGCAAAUUUUCGUUGCUUGAAACGCUUUUUAAACCCUCAAGACUCUUGAAAACACACAAUUUGAAUUUUCGGACCCGCUGAAUUUCAUACCCCCCUCCUCCCUUUGAAAAUUACUCGCUACGCCCCUAUCGACCACACUGGCAAUCAGCGAAAGAUCGUCGCCCUCUCUAUCAUUGGUGGGGCAAUAAUAGAAUACGUACCUAGACAUUUUACUAUAUUAAAGUUUUCUGAUGACUUGAAUUCUGCCUAAAGCCAAAAAAGUAUUAAUUUUAUGCGCGUAUAAUUUUAUGUCGACUACGAACUUCUUUUGUGUUAUGAAUAUAUGUGUGUCAACAAUUACGUAGUAUUGC